Molecule: messenger RNA, 813 nt
Organism: Belonocnema kinseyi
Lineage: Eukaryota; Metazoa; Arthropoda; Insecta; Hymenoptera; Cynipidae
Exons: 2
Coding region: 1-813 (270 amino acids)
Source: RefSeq, a predicted model, not a curated record
AUGUCCGGAGACAUUGAGAAGAUGCACCAGCAAUUUGAGAUUCAUCCGCAGGACAGAUUCUUGAAACAAAUAUCAAAUCAUCCGGGAGUAGUAGAAGACUUAGUGGAGACAGGAAAAGAAGCUAAACUAAAAUUGGACUUAGAAAAAACGACUCGAACGUUAGUAAUAUCCUGGAAUUCGAAGGAAGACACCCUGAUUUACGAGGUAAAUACGAGUAGCAUCGAAUGUCAAACCGUUACAAAACGUACAGUCUUGUCGCAGGUAGCUCAACUUUACGAUCCGUUGGGUCUUUUAGCACCGGUAGUAAUACUAGCAAAGAUAAAAUUACAAGAAAUGUGGAAACUCAAGGUAGACUGGGAUGAUCCUGUUCCGAAAGAAUUGGAAACAUUAUGGAUCGGUUAUCAGUCACAGCUAUCAUCGCUCAACGAUUGGAGUAUAGACAGACUAGUAGAGACUUCGGGAGCAACGAAUAUCCAACUUCAUGGAUUUUCGGAUGCUAGCAUGAAAGCAUAUGGAGUCUGCAUCUAUCUAAGAGUGACAGCAGACGAAAAAUAUAAGUUUAUCUUAGUCUGUGCGAAGUCCAAAGUGGCACCAAUCAAAGUUGUGCCUUUGCCGAGGCUCGAGUUAUGCGGUGCAGUCCUGUUGGCCAAACUGUACAAAACGGUACAGGCAGCACUAAAAAUAAAGAUUGAUUCAAUAAGAUUCUGGAGUGAUUCGAUGAUCGUCUUGGGAUGGAUUCGAUUCUUCCCUUAUCGUCGAGAAAUCUUUGAAGCAAAUAGAGUUGCGGAAAUCCCAGAAUUAACAAAGACCUGA